AUGACAGAUGCGACAACCUCCGAGAUGAGACGUACGCAAGUGUCCGUCUUUGCAUACUUUGUUCACACGGAGUCUGACGGAGAAGAGAGAAGAGACGGAGACAAGGUGACAGGCAAGCAAGCAAGCAAGCAAGCAGGGAAGACCUCGAAAGUCGAGCCAUGUUCGUCCUGCGCGCUUGCGAACAGACGUCAGACACCAAAAGUGUGCUGGUGCUUGAUGAUGAUGAUGAUGAAGAUGCUGAUCAUCUUAACUGGGAAUCAUGGACUACAUGGAAGUUUACAAUGCAGUCCAGCCGAGUUCCGCCCCGCCCAAACCCGCCACCAUCGCACGCGUAAGAUCAGUUGUAAAAGGUUUCCCGUCCUUGAAUAG
This is a messenger RNA of Colletotrichum costaricense, 369 nucleotides long. RefSeq lists its product as uncharacterized. The transcript has a single exon. NCBI's taxonomy places the organism in Eukaryota, Fungi, Ascomycota, Sordariomycetes, Glomerellales, Glomerellaceae. Bases 1 to 369 code for a protein of 122 amino acids. The record is from RefSeq and is a predicted model, not a curated record.